AUGUCGGACGUGCUGGCUGCUGCCGCCGGCUCCCGCUUCGAGCCCCCGGCCACUGGGACGCCGGGCGGCCGCGGCGGCCCCGGACCCCGGCACCCCUCAGAAAAUGACAACUCAGCCCAAAAGACAGAGCCUGAAGAUCAGCUGGUUGAUUCUUUGGAGUCCAGCACUUCUCAGAACAGAUCACAGAUUGGGUCGCUCCUGAAUGCUGGCAGGACGGAGGAUUUGAAGCAAGAAGCUGGCAAUUUGAAGGACCAGGAAGUUUCUGAAGUAAAAGAGAAGCUGCCUGACCAAAUCCAGUCCCUCGAAGAGAAAGCUGUUAGGGUAGACGACUACCACGUUCCUCAAGGAGCAGGGGAUAUAGUCAUGAUUCAGUCAGAUCACACUGGUGCUGUGGAUAUCCUUUCAGCUGAGCUGGAGACUGCAGACCUCCUUGGGGAGCAGAGGAAAGCUCAGCCUCCCCCUCUGGCUCCACCCACCAUGUGGACCACUGAGAAGAUGAAGGAAUUCAAAGCCAAGAUGGGAAGGGAGAAGAAUGGCCAGAUGGUGGUGAAGCGAGGCGAGGUGGUGACAGUCCGUGUGCCAACUCAUCCUGAUGGAAAAUGCAUUUGCUGGGAGUUUGCUACAGAUGAUUAUGACAUUGGGUUUGGAGUCUAUUUUGACUGGACCACAGUGACUAGCACUGCCAUUACUGUUCAGGUCAGUGAAUCCAGUGAUGAGGAGGAUGAAGAGGAGGAGGAUGAAAUUGAAGGACUCGCCCCUGUUGGUGAUGUGGAGAGAGGGUCCAAGAGCUACCUGCGGAACCGCUACGGGGAGAUCAUGCCUGUGUACCGGAGGAACAGCCAUCGGGAGGUGCAGGCAGGCAGCCACGAGUACCCAGGCGAGGGCAUCUACCUGCUGAAGUUUGAUAACUCAUACUCUCUCCUCCGCAAUAAGACUCUGUUCUUUCGUGUCUAUUACACUAGCUGA
Indicator indicator is the source of this 966-nucleotide messenger RNA. It is a transcript of the gene TMED8, whose product is annotated as transmembrane p24 trafficking protein family member 8. NCBI's taxonomy places the organism in Eukaryota, Metazoa, Chordata, Aves, Piciformes, Indicatoridae. The transcript is spliced from 6 exons. The coding region runs from base 1 to 966 and encodes 321 amino acids. The record is from RefSeq and is a predicted model, not a curated record.